Messenger RNA from Cercospora beticola, 1820 nucleotides. Its product is annotated as gamma-glutamyltransferase family protein. Gene Ontology annotation, molecular function: glutathione gamma-glutamate hydrolase. The record is from RefSeq and is a predicted model, not a curated record. Lineage: Eukaryota; Fungi; Ascomycota; Dothideomycetes; Mycosphaerellales; Mycosphaerellaceae. Gene Ontology annotation, cellular component: plasma membrane. Gene Ontology annotation, biological process: glutathione catabolic process.
CACCUGCUCGCCAUGAAGCUCACCGGUCUGUUGUUGUCGCCCUUCCUGCUCUCGCAGCUGUGUUCUGCCAUUCCGACUGCGCAGAGCGAGCCGUGCGAUGAUGCGGACGGCAACAAGCUGGGCGCCGUCGCCAGCGAGUCCAAGGAAUGCUCGGAGGUCGGAGCUCAGAUCCUGAAGAAGGGCGGCAAUGCUGCAGAUUCCAUGGUCGCUACGGUGCUAUGUGUGGGGGUGAUCGGGAUGUACCACAGUGGCAUUGGAGGUGGAGGCUUCAUGCUCGUCCGCUCGAAAAAUGGCAGCUACGAGUUCAUCGACUUCCGAGAGACCGCUCCCGCUGCCGCCUUUCAGGACAUGUACAACAACAACAACACCGACGCCAGCUUGUACGGCGGCCUGGCGAGUGGAGUGCCGGGAGAGUUGCGUGGCUUGCAGCACCUGCAUGAGAACUAUGGCAAGCUGCCGUGGAAAGACUUGGUCCUGCCAAGCGUCAAGAUUGCCAGAGAUGGCUUCGUCGUCGGCAAAGACCUCGUUAAGUACAUGGACUCCGCUGUCGCCUCUGCCGAAGAUGUUGUUGGCAACUUUUUGGUAGACGAUCCCAACUGGGCGAUCGACUUCGCGCCCAACGGCACGCGUCUUGGGCUGGGCGACACCAUCACUCGCAAGAGAUAUGCAGCCACGCUUGAGACCAUCGCUGAGCAUGGCCCCGAUGCCUUUUACUCUGGUCCCAUCGCACAGACGUGGAUUAAUCAUACCCGAGCGACUGGUGGCAACAUGACUCUGGAGGACCUGAAGAACUACACAGUCGCCAUUCGCAAGCCAGCCUCCAUUGCCUACAGAGACUUCAACAUCCACAGUUGCAGCGCUCCGUCGUCUGGCACCAUCGCCAUGUCCAUCAUGAAGAUCAUCGAGGGCUACAAAAACAUUGGCUGGGCGUCAGCUGUCAACGAAAGUACCCACAUCUUCAAUGAAGCUCUCCGUUUCGGAUACGGCCAACGCGCCAAUCUGGGCGACCCUCUUUUCGUCGAAGGCCUUGACCAGUAUCAAGAAGAAAUUCUCAGCGAGGCGGUCGUUUCCGAAGUGCAAGCCAAGAUCAGCCCUCUUCAGACGUUCAACACAUCAUAUUACGAUCCUUCCGGACUGGAGUCACUUGAGACGCCCGGUACCUCCGCCGUGACGACUGCUGAUGCCGACGGAUUGGCCAUUGCCCUGACUUCGACUAUCAAUCUCCUUUUCGGCUCAAAGGUCUUGAUCCCCGAAACCGGCAUCAUCGCCAACAACGAAAUGAACGAUUUCUCCGUCCCCGGUCAAAGCAAUGCUUUCGGCUUCAUCGCCAGCCCUGCCAACUACGUUGCACCUGGGAAGCGCCCUCUGUCCAGCAUCACGCCCACCAUUGUCGAGCACUCCAACGGUACCCUCUACUUCGUCACAGCAGCGGCUGGAGGCUCGAGAAUUCUCACCGCAACUGUGCAGAAUUUGUGGAAUGUACUUGACAAGAAUGCGACAUCUGCGGAGUCUCUGGCCGCUCCUCGCCUGCAUGACCAACUUGUGCCCAAUCAAGUGUCAUUUGAAUAUGCGUACGACAAUCAGACUGUGGCGUACUUGGCUUCUCUCGGAAGUAAUGUUACUUGGGUGGCUCCGGGAGGGAGCUCAGCCCAAUGUCUGCGCCGUCUUAGCAACGGCACGUUCGAAGCUGCGGGCGAGCCGAGACAGUUUGAUAGUGGCGGUGUUGUGGUAUAAGGCUUCUUCCUACGCUUGCGUACCAGGUGGGCUGGAGGGACACUGCCAUUGCUAUAAUCGAUCAAGGAAAUCGUUGGAAAAAGAGA